AUGGACGGUGCGGCGGCAAACGGACAUUUAGACAUUGUGCAAUAUUUACAUGAUCAUAGGACAGAAGGAUGUACUACUGCUGCCAUGGAUCGCGCUGCUCAAAACGGACAUAUGGACGUUGUGCAGUUCUUACAUACUCGACGAAUAGAAGGAUGUACUGUUGCUGCUAUGGACGGUGCAGCACGUAGUGGACACCUUGACAUUGUAACGUUCUUACACACUAGCCGUAGAGAAGGCUGCACGACUGCCGCUAUGGAUGGUGCUGCAGCUGGAGGUUUCCUUGAUGUCGUGCGCUUUCUUCAUCAAAACCGCAACGAAGGUUGUACAACUAAAGCCAUGGACGAAGCAGCUCGCAGCGGACAUUUAGAGAUGGUAAAGUUCUUACAUGCUCAACGUAAGGAAGGUUGUACGACGGAUGCAAUGGACGGUGCUGCACUUGUUGGACGCUUGUCCAUUAUCACGUUUUUGCAUGAAAACCGAAAGGAAGGAUGUACGACCAAAGCAAUUGAUGGUGCGGCAUGGAGAGGACACCUUGACGUUGUUAGGUUUCUAGUGGCAAACCGCUCGGAUGGCUGCAGCUUCAAAGCCAUGGAUACUGCCUGUCAAAAUGGCUAUGUGGAGAUCAUGCGUGUUCUGCAUGAACAGGGAAAUGCACCAUGUACGACCGUUGCAAUGGAUAGUGCUGCGAGUGGUGGUCAUCUAGAAAUCGUAAAAUAUUUGCAAGAAAAUCGAGUGGAGGGUUGUACAAAGGACGCUAUGACGAACGCAGCAAUCAACGGCCAUGCAGACGUUGUUUGUUUUCUUGGAGAACACAGACAGGAAGGCCCACAUGAAUUUGCGCUUGAGCGUGCUGCUGCGCUAGGCAAUGCAGAUUGUGUGGAAGCCUUGAUUCGCUGCUCGAUUCGCGGUUGUCUCUUCGACGCACGCCUUGCUGCUCUUCAGGCUGGCCAUUCUCAUGUGGUAGCCAUUCUGUCGGCUUGGAUGAAUCCAGACGUCCGCACAUGCUCACUAAAGCUCUAUCACGUACGUUCAGGCCCCAGAUGGUGUCAAAGGCAGUCACAUUUCGAACACCUGUUUGAACCAGCAUCCCUGAAUGUAGUCAAAAAGGAGCAACACUUGAGUUUUGCCAAACAUUCUGGUUGGUGGUGGCGGUUCCGAUGGUUGUAG
This is a messenger RNA of Peronospora belbahrii, 1167 nucleotides long. The record is from the annotation of a GenBank genome assembly. NCBI's taxonomy places the organism in Eukaryota, Oomycota, Peronosporomycetes, Peronosporales, Peronosporaceae.